GCCUUCCCAAUGGAGCCCCGGGUUCCCCACAACAUCACCGUUGUCCCCAACGCUGUGAUGGUCCAGCCCCUGCUGGACAGUCGGAUCCCCUACGGGCGGCUGCAGCACCCCCUGACCAUCCUGCCCAUCGACCAAAUGAAGACAACUCACAUCGAGAACGAUUACACCGACAACCCCACCGCCCCCCAGCCGGCAGCGCAGAAGCGUCCCCGAGUUCCCCACGAACUGGUCCUGACCAACCAGCACCUGCAGCACUGCGACCAGGAUGUCACCCACCCCUGGAUUUCCUUCAGCGGGCGCCCCAGCUCCAUCAGCAGCAGCAGCAGCACAUCCUCAGACCAAAGGCUCUUGGACCACAUGGCCCCGGUGCCCGUGGUGGAGCAGUCCUCCCCCAGAGCCGUUCGCAUCCAGCCCAAGGUGAUUAACUGCAAACCCCUGGACCUGAAGGGACCUGUGUCUCAGGAACUGGACAAGCACUUUCUCCUGUGUGAAGCCUGUGGGAAAUGCAAGUGCAAGGAGUGUGCAUUGCCCCGGACUCUGCCAUCCUGCUGGGUGUGCAACCAGGAGUGCCUCUGCUCGGCGCAGAACCUGGUCAACUACUCCACCUGCAUGUGCCUGGUCAAGGGCGUCUUCUACCACUGCACCAACGAGGAUGACGAGGGCACGUGUGCUGACCACCCCUGCUCCUGCUCCCACUCCAACUGCUGUGCCCGCUGGUCCUUCAUGAGCGCCCUGUCCCUGGUGCUCCCCUGCCUGCUGUGCUACCUGCCAGCCACCGGCUGCGUCAAGCUCUCCCAGAGGUGCUACGACCAGGUGAGCCGGCCCGGAUGCAGAUGCAAAAACACAAACAGUGUCAUUUGCAAGGCUCUGCCAGAGAGCAAAGGAAGCAGCUCAGAAAAGCCCUUUUGAUGGUUUGGGAGGACGGGGAGCCGGAGGAUGCUCCAUGGAAGGGGGAUUUUGGCUCUUUAAUAACCUGUGUUCC
Chaetura pelagica (chimney swift) is the source of this 982-nucleotide messenger RNA. It is a transcript of the gene SPRY4, whose product is annotated as sprouty homolog 4 (Drosophila). Gene Ontology annotation, cellular component: cytosol; membrane. Bases 10 to 909 code for a protein of 299 amino acids. The record is from RefSeq and is a predicted model, not a curated record. The transcript has a single exon. Lineage: Eukaryota; Metazoa; Chordata; Aves; Apodiformes; Apodidae. Gene Ontology annotation, biological process: negative regulation of Ras protein signal transduction; negative regulation of fibroblast growth factor receptor signaling pathway; negative regulation of MAP kinase activity.